CUGUCCGUGUCAGUCGGUGCUGGAGUGUUUUCAUUGAAGCUGCUUCUCCCUCCCCCGGUCCACCGAAACAGACGGGAGCGAUGGAGGAAGAGUUAAAAUGCCCCGUUUGCGGUUCUCUCUUCAAGGACCCCAUCCUCCUGCCGUGCUCACACAAUGUCUGCCUGGCCUGUGCUCGGAACAUCACCGUCCAGACCCCGGAGGGGGAGACCCCGGUGCAGAGCCGAGCCUCGGGCAGCUCUGACUACGACUACCUGGACAUGGACAAGAUGAGCCUGUACAGCGAGACGGACAGCGGAUACGGCUCCUACACGCCGUGCCAGCUCAAGUCUCCAAACGGGGUGCGGGUGUUUCCACCGGCCAACCACCACCGACACUGCUCCCUCACCUGCCCGCUGUGCCACCGGAGCGUCUCCCUGGAUGAACGGGGGCUCCGGGGUUUCCCUCGGAACCGGCUGCUCGAGGCCAUCGUGACGCGGUACCAGCAGAACCGCCGCUCCUCCGCCUCCUCUUCCUCCUCUUCUUCUUCUUCUUCUUCUUCUUCUUCUUCUUCUUCUUCUUCUUCUUCUUCUUCAUCUUCUACAGCGGUGAAGUGCCAGCUGUGCGACCGCAACCCGGUGGACGCAACGGUUAUGUGCGAGCAGUGCGACGUCUACUACUGUCACGCCUGCCAGCAGCGAUGCCACCCGUCCCGCGGUCCGCUCGCCAAGCACCGCUUGGUGCCGCCGCCGAACCGAGCGGCGGGAGGAGGUGCGGCAAGCGGAGGAGGCAGCGGCGGUCCGCUGCCGCCCGCUACCGCGCGGAAACCGGCGACCUGCGUGGACCACGAAGCGGAAAACUUCAGCAUGUACUGCUACAGCUGCAAGGUUCCGGUGUGUAUGAAGUGUUUGGAGGAGGGGAAACACGCCAAACACGACGUCAAAACGCUGCCCAUGAUGUGGAAACAACACAAGUGCCAGAUCUCCCAGGCCCUGAACGGGGUCUCCGACAAAGCUAAAGAUGCCAAGGAGUUUCUGGUUCAACUCAAGAACAUGCUGCAGCAGAUACAGGAGAAUGGCGUGGAGUUUGAAGCCUGCCUCGUGGCCCAGUGUGACUCUCUGAUCGAGGCGCUCACCAGACAGAAAGCCAAACUGCUCACCAAAGUCGCCAAGGAGAAGGAUUGCAAGCUAAAGGUGGUGCGUGACCAGAUCACCCACUGCACCAUGAAGCUACGUCAGACCACCGGCAUGAUGGAGUUCUGCCUGGAAGUCCUCAAAGAGAACGAUCCCAGUGGAUUCCUCCAGAUCUCAGAUGCUCUGAUCAAGAGGGUCAUAUCAUCUCAGGACCAGUGGGUGAAAGGAGCCCUGGAGCCAAAAGUAGGCCCUGAGUUUGACCUCACCCUCAACACCGACUCGCUGCUCCAAACCAUCUUGCAGCUGGACUUCUGCCAGGGCAAAGAUGUGCAGGAGAAUCCGUUAUUGAAACAAAUGCAGGCAGCAGACAGUGGUGAGGCUGAGCUGGAGACAGAGAGCCCAGGAGUGGAGUCUGGACCCUCGGUACCGGUGGCUCCUCUCUUGCAGCUGGAGAAGUGCUGCACCAGGAACAACAGCGCCACCUUGGCCUGGAGGGUAACUGCGCCCCCUGUCAGCCUCAUUGAGGGCUACAUCCUGGAGCUGGACGACGGCAACGGAGGACAGUACAGGGAGGUGUAUGUGGGGAAGGAAACAGUGUGUACUGUGGACGGCCUUCAUUUUAACAGCUCCUACAAUGCCAGGGUGAAAGCCUACAAUGCUAUCGGUGUGGGGCCGUACAGCAAGACUGUGGUGCUCAAGACCUCUGAUGCUUCCUCCAAAUACACAGAGAAAAGAGACAUGACAAUGGCCUGGUUCUCCUUUGACCCCUCCACGGCUCAUCGGGACAUAGUUCUGACCAAUGAAAACCAGACAGUCACCUGCAGCAGCUACGACGACCGCGUGGUGCUGGGAACUGCUGCUUUCUCCAAAGGCAUCCACUACUGGGAGAUCCGCAUCGACCGCUACGACAACCACCCUGACCCUGCCUUUGGCGUGGCGAGGAUCAACACCAUGAAAGACAUGAUGCUGGGCAAAGAUGACAAGGCGUGGGCCAUGUAUGUGGACAACAACCGCUCCUGGUUCAUGCACAACAACUCCCACACCAACAGGGCGGAGGGAGGAAUCGCCAAAGGCUCGACUGUUGGCGUCCUGCUGGAUUUGACCAAACGCACACUGACUUUUUACAUCAACAAGGAGCAGCAUGGACCGACCUCAUUCGAGAACCUGGACGGGGUCUUUGUACCCGCUGUCAGCCUCAACCGAAACGUGCAGGCGACCUUACUGACGGGCCUGGAGUUGCCAAAGAACACCAAACAGUAGUAGGUCUUCCCUCCGAGCGUGCCCUGGAUACAAACCAACAAUGUCAUAUGCAGUUCACUCCCAUGUGGACCUUUUCCAGUCACAGAUGGGAUUUACCCAUCUCCCAUUCUUCUCAAGGUGCCCUUUGUCUUGGAUACACUUCAAUGUGAGACACCGCUCCAUAAUUUGGGACGAAUGAAUAAAAUCUGGGUUAUGAAUACAAUGAUAGAAGCUUGUGGACAUCACUACAGAGAUGACUGGAUUGCCAUACUUUUUUUACAUCCCAGUUUUUGCAUCCUGAAAUUUCUCCUCAAGUCCUGAGACUAAACUAAUCGACUCUCUCACUUUGACAGAAUCAAUGGUGAAGAUUCCCACACUGCGCAGUGAAACAAUAUCGUCCUUUUAAAUUUCUCUUUUUGAGAAUUUCUAAGCUUUAUGAUUAAAUGUAAGAUGUACCAUCAGAAAAUAGCAUCACAAUCAGUUUAAAAAAAAGUCCAGGACAACAAGGUGCUUCCAGUAAGCGAGGGAGAAACGAUUCAGCAGCGCUUAUUGUUGCUCCGCUUCUCUCUCGGGGGGUCUUUACGGCUCACAAGGUAAAACUAGACGAAGAGGGUCUUUUAUAGGAGUUGUAGUGGCACCGCGGGAUGUUUCCCUCAUGGAAUAUUUAAAAGCUACACUUUUUUUCUCAGUUGUGGCUCCAACAGCACUGCCUUUUCUGUUUUCCCCUUCUUGUCUUUGGCAUUCAAAAAGGCAUAAAGAUUGUUUGGUGCUGUUUUCAAAGAGGUUUACACGCUGAGAUCAAAAGCUGGGAGGCAUUGGGCUCGAUUCCAUUUCAUUUUUCAGUAAUGUGACAGAUCUGCCAAGCAUGGGAGUGGCCAGUCUGCAGGGGAAAUGUUUCAUCUUGCAACCUCAAAGUGGUAAAUUCAUUUCAGUGGUGUCUCCAUGCGGAUUGGUUGUGUAAUUUUGAAGUGGCAUGUCAUUGUCUUUUCAAGAAGGGAGGAAUUGAGUUUCUGGUGGAGUGUUAUUGACCACUCACAGUGUCUAUCUGCCUCAAGUGGUAGAAUAAAAGAGAGAGACUCACCAGAGAGACUCACCAGAGACCAGAUAAGGAGAGCAGCAAACUCUCAUGCACCAUUUUGCCACCUAAAGAGAUUAAAGGAAUAGUUUCUUUAAUAUUGGAAGUACACUUGUUUUAUGAUAUUAUAUAUUUAGAGGUGCUGGCUGGCAGAUUUUGUUUCCUUCGGUCAGAGCACUCCACUCUUUAUGCUAAGCUAAGCUAAGCUAAGUGGCGACUGGAUGUAGUUUGAUAUUUAUGCUUGAGACAUGAGGGCGGUGUUGUUCUUCUUAUCUAAUAAGUGUUUAACAAAAUAUUGAACUAUUGACACAGACACUGAUACUGACAUAUUUGGCUUUUUUUAACAUUAAGAUCUCCACUGGAAUUUAAGAUUAAGAUCUGUGAAUGAAAUUUGACUGAGCAGCAUAAGCUUCUAAGGAAGAAACCACGAGCAUGUCAGUGAGGUUAGAGGUUAAAAUAUGUCUGCAGCAUUUAAUACAAUUUUGGGGAUUGUGUUAAUUUGGUUAACUACAAAAUCGUGUACCAACUGGUCUGUUAAAUUAAUCAAAGUGCAGGAACGAGGUUGAUUAAUUGCCUACAGGAGCAUUUCCUGCCUUGACGUUUCCCCUGCAGCCUCUCCCAGGCUCUGUAUUCACUCUGACUCACGAGGACGUGAUUUCACCUCGAGGAAUAAAUGUCCGAAAUCGCUGACAUUAAAUGGAGCUGAGCCAAACCUCACAAGACCAACAGCUACUAUGAUAUAUCAAAAUUAGAGUGAGAAAAGUGUGGUUGUCGCAUUGGUAAUUUCUAUUCUGUGCUCAUCUCCCAGUCUCUCUGUAGAAUCUCUGUCAGGCCCCUUUAAUAUAUCGCGCUGAAGAUGGUCUCGAAAAGUCACAUCAGGUGAAGCUGCGCUUGCUGCUGCAUUUCUCAUCAGGGAUUGGAUUCGGCAGCGGCUUUAAAAUCCAACCAAACCACUGUGACUCCGGAUAUAAGAUGUUGUUUCAACAUACAGUACCCAUGUGUAUAUUUCAUGACUAAUGCAGCAGAGGAUGGAGAAGUUUGCUCAUUUAUUUCAUCUUUAUCUGAAAUAUUUCUAUUCCCUAUAAUGUCGUGUGAGAGAGAAGUUAUUAGACACACCUGCCAUACAAAGAUUGGGCUUUACGUGUGAAUGGAAAACAACAAACAACUGUAAAUAUGUGAGUUAUGACUAUAAUGUGAGAUAUUAAGCAUGGAUUAAGCGUCAAACAAGUUUACAAAAUAUCUGAAGCUGUAUUGUAAAUAGUGUGCUGUGUCUUUGCAAUGAGUGACGUUAAAGCCAACUGCUUCGACAGGUUGCCCUCUGCUGGUGGAUGGUGGCAACAACAGGAUGAAUUAACUGUUGUUUCAUAAUACCCGACUGUGAUUCCAUACCUUUAAUCGCUGACUUUUUAAACAAAAUGUCAGCGAUCAUUUUGCUCUUACUAUCUUACGAUCUUACUUGUAUCGUCAACUAUCUCAUACAUCUAAUCAGGGACAUAGAAUAGCAGUCAUUUAUAUUUUCACUUUUUUAAUGUAAGUUUACAAAUUAUUACGAUUGCAGGCAGCAAUUACCCAAUUUAUUUUAAAUUCUCAGUUCAACACAACCUUUAAAUAUGCCAGGUGACUGAAUACUAUAUAUACUAUACAUUAAAGAAGGCCUUUCUGACUGGAGUUAAUUGGGUCUAUUUUCUAUACAACAGAAAGAAACAUGGCAACAUUUGUUGGCUCCUAUCUUUUUUUUGCAGAAUGUAUUUAACUAUAGAGCAUUAGAGUAGGAUUAUAAGGUAAUACAUUUGAAUUUUGGUUCAUUUUAUGUCCUUUAAAGAAUAUGUAAGAAUAAUGGUUGAGCCUUUUUGGGAGAUGGGGAUGGGAUUAUGUAUUUAUAUAUGAAUCAAAGCUGUUUGCGCCUGAUGCUGCAUUCAAAUGACGUGGGAAAGAUUUUUUUACAUCUAUAUUUUUUAUAACAACAGUUGAUCAAAUGUGUAAUGUGAAUCACUCGUAAUGAUGGACCCAUAGAACUAUUCCUCUGCAGUUUAUGGAGCAUUUUAGCCUCUUAGUUUUCUUUAACUUCACUGUUUUGAUUAUCUGUACACAGACAGACAGGCACAGUUAGCGACUCGCGGGUGAAGCAUUUAGCAGCUAA
Anarrhichthys ocellatus (wolf-eel) is the source of this 5563-nucleotide messenger RNA. RefSeq names its product tripartite motif containing 67 (gene trim67). The coding region runs from base 81 to 2369 and encodes 762 amino acids. The transcript has 13 exons. NCBI's taxonomy places the organism in Eukaryota, Metazoa, Chordata, Actinopteri, Perciformes, Anarhichadidae. Gene Ontology annotation, molecular function: zinc ion binding; protein binding. The record is from RefSeq and is a predicted model, not a curated record. Gene Ontology annotation, cellular component: cytoplasm.